UAAAAUAAUGAUUAAAAAAAAGAUAUCCACAAGCAGAUUCAACCAUGUGAUUUGUAUAAAAUCUGCUGAUAUCUAAGUAAAAGCAAUUCAUGUUUAAACAUUAUACAUGUAAAACACGUUCUACAAUAUAAUGGUUCAAUAAUUCUUGUUUACAUGUUUUAAUUUUCAUGAUAUCAUAUUACUACUGUCAAACGUAACUUUUCGGCCCUUUCCGUCAGUCUUCAUUGAUAAUAGCCGAGACUACUGUCAAGUUAUAAAUAAUCUUGGAAAAACCAGAUAUGUUAUAUAUAGCUAUAUAGCUCAUAACGGGGAUUUGCAGACUGGAAUACCGCACAAAUAUAUAUAUAUAUAUAUAUAUAUACAGAUAUUCGUUUACUUUUUAAGUUUCAACAACGAAACAAUGAUCAAGAUUUUGAUAGCUGCAAUUGCAUGGUCUGUGCUUGUAUCAAGUCAGGGCACAAGAACACCUUUCCCGUGCCACUCAGAUGUCUGUAAUUUGUAUGGCCAAGACCAGUUUUGUAGCGAAAGAGAAUCGAGAUGCCGUGACUGUCUCGACAUUAUUGAUGGAUGCUUCGAACCUGAGACACCAAGCAAUUGUACGAGGACGUGCAUAGAAUUUCAUGUGCAAGAGAAGCUGAAAAAUGAAAGAGCAUCUGCUUGCCCGGAGCUUGGCCCUAUAGAAAACGGAAAAAGUAACGACUCUACAUCGGAAAUAUACAAGCCUGGUGAUGUCAUUGGUAUAACUUGUGAUGCAGGGUAUCGCUUAUUUGGUCGCCCUACGCUAAAAUGCAAAGCAUAUGGUCAAUGGUCACAUGAUGUUCCGACAUGUGAAGAAAUUACAUGUCCCGUGCUGCCAGAAGUUGGCAACGGAAAACAUAAUGGGUCUCUAACAAUUCCGCACAAGCCAGGAGAUAUAGUAACAGUUCUGUGCAAUCACGGAUACCAGAGAAUCGGUCCAGUAUAUGCAGUGUGUCAAACAAAUGGUGCAUGGCAAACACAGCUGUCGAUUUGUCAAAAAUAUCCAGAAAUUCCUCCCAUAAAGAACGGAAGAUGGGACAGAACAAUGGUGACAAACAACUUAGAAUCAGACGAGUUACAAGCUACUUGUGACAGAGGUUACACCUUACUAGGUUCUGGCAAUUUAAGAUGGUCAAAGACAGGAAUCUUCACAAGCAGCAAUGGUCAUCUAUCACUUUGCAAAAAGGAUGAAGAAACAAACGUUUGGAUGAUUGUGGCUAUAACAGAAGGAGUUCUACUACUCGUAUUAAUCGUUUGCCUUGUUAUCUGCAAAGUUUACAAAUAUCAAAUGAAACAAAGACAAAACCAAACGAAAAAGACCGUUCGUGACAGUUCUAAAGAAAAUGGGAAUAAGAAAGAAACUCGCCUUUUAAUUGAUUCAGUUGAAAAACAAAUAUCUAACCCCUGCAGUCAAAGUGGAUAUGCAUGUCCGAACAAGGACAUAUCUUUGCAUGAUCAAAAGCUACAAAGGGAAUCAGGAUCUAAAGAGAGUGAAAGUCAGUCUCCUAUGAAUAAUUUGUAUGGCGAUCAACCAGACAUGGUCAUUAAUAGUAUUUCCACUGGAACAAGAGUUCCUUCAGAAGUUCAGAAAAAAAUCAAAGAUGCUGCAGUAACAAGAGAGAUAGACAGAGAAAAUGACUGUCAAUCUAGUAAAUCAUAUGUGCAGAUUGGAAGAAACCCAGAUGCUGGAAACAACAUGCACGUAAGUAUAAACAUAACUGGCAACAAUACUACCGAUAACAAUGUUAUUGUCGGCAGUGGAACAGAUGCUACAUCUUCAAAGUCUACCAACACUACAGCGCCAAGUACAGCCGACGGACAAACUGCUGAUAAGAGGAUGAACGACUUAAAGUUGCCCGUAGAGGAAUCAGCAACAUAUCAACCGUCCCAACCUGAAUCAGCAUCACCUGAACCUGAAGCGUCGACUGUUUUGAAAGAAGUCCGUAAUGGGACUGCCAUUAUGAACGAUGACUCAUAUGCCGCUAGCCGUCCACUUAAUGGAUUAGCUAUCCAGCAAAAUGCCAACAAUGAACAAGACAUUGCUAGAAAACUUGGUUUAGCUAAUGGUAACGUAAACACAGACGAUCUAGAAAACCAUGAAGUAACAAAGUUUUAAUAUAUGUUUAGAAUGCAAGUCUAGCUGUACACAUUUUAUACAAAUAAUUAGUAUUAAUUAAAUAAUCAAAUAAAUACUUAAUGUUAAUGUAUGUAAUUUAACAUAAUUAUAGAGAAAACCCGCCAAUCUUAGAAAAUUCAAUAAUGACAAUGCAUAAGCUUUAACAACAAAGCAGGUAACAAAGCAUCUUAAAUACAAAGAGACAUUCAUGCAAAAUAAAUAAUACAUUUCAUGCAUAUACUGACUCAAAAUAAAGCAUAUAAACACAUAUCCAUACAUGUGAAUUCUCUUACUUCAGACUGAUGACUCCUAAUUAGCAAAAUAAGAAGACAACUGCUUCUAAUCAAUUUUUCAAACAAAGUCAAUUUAACUCAAACACUCCCUAAAUAAAAUACAUUCUCUAACUGUGUGUAAGAAAGAUUCACAUAUAUGCGCAUUUCAAAUUACAAAUAAUUAAACAAAACUAUUAACUUUACACAUACAAAAAGGCUAAAACAAGCAACAAGCAAUAAACUCAAAUCAAAAUUCUAAUUUGCCGAUCAACAUACAUAAUGGGUUGGGUGGGAGGGUUUUCUUAAACUUGACAGCUAGACAACAAAGGCUCGAAUGACUAGAAGUACAAAAUUGGCGCGACAAUAAUCUAAAAUAAACGACCAAUCAGAAAACAGUUCACCAAAGUCACGGUUUACUCGAAAUAAUUAGUUAUUUUAGAUCAAAAUAUAUCUAUGCAUAUAUUAUAUCAUUCUUCCGAUUUCACCUAUUUUAUCAUUUAUGACACACAUAUGUUUGACUAUUGUCAACGCGUCGAAUCUUUUCGAUUUUUAUAUUCAUUACGAGCAGUAUACUGUUGACAUGUAAAUGAAUGUAAAAAUCACUCUCCAAAUAUGUAGAAACACAGCGGUUAAACUGUAUUACAACGAUUAUAAUGUGGUACUCGAAUAUUCGAAAUUCAGAUUUAAAUACGUAUACGUUUUUAAUGUAAACUUUUGAAGAAACUAAAUAAAACAAUUCACAAUCAUAAUAACUGAUGUUUGACUAACGCGUCUUAUAGAAUACCUUUUGGAUUUUUAUAUUUAUUGGCGACGCCGGUGAGCGGCGUCGUCUAUUAUGGAAUGCUUUUUAUUUUUGCCUAUGGAAGGAGCUGUUAUUAUUAGCAGUUAAUUUCAUGUUGUGUUAAUUAGUUUUAUUUUGAUUCGUAAAAAUCAAGUAAACAAAUGUGUUGUUAUAUUUGUAUUUAGUAACUUUAUGUAAAAAGCAUGUGCAUUGUGAUAUUAUUUUCACGAAAUUGCAGGUUAAGUUUAACAGCUUGUCCCUUAGUUUUAAUGACAAUACUAAAACCCGGAUUUCGAAUAUCGUUGUGGUCUAGAUUGAGGCCGUAUCAGUUCAUUCAUUCAUUUAUACAUUUUCAAAAUUUUCCUACAAGAAGAAAGUUCACCUGCAAUUGAGUAUAAGGAUAGGUAAUGGAACUGUUGUAAACGAUUAUCCUAUUGAUUUUAUCCUUAUUACAUUUAUCUGUUGCGCAGAAUGGUUGUUUUUACAAAGUGUACCAGUAUCCGGAUGUUGAAAGCUAUCCGAUUUUCUGCAAUUACUGCUGACACAUGGCCAUCUAUUUUUUUAUGAAUACAUUACCAUUAAUUUGCAUGGCUUGAUAAAACUGAACCUGCAGCAUUUCAUAAUUUUGCUGUUUAUGGUGUUCUUUUGGGUUUCAGGUUUUCUUUAUUUUAAGGGGAAGUAACUCAUGUUUACUAAAUUAUUUGUUCUUUUCUGUCUAUCUUAGGUAUUACUUAUAAUACUAUUUUUGUUGUAUAUAAUUCACCAGUUGUAAGGUCAUCAAAAGCAUGUUAAUGUUAGGAUUUCAUAUUUAUUUAAUAUAAACUGGGUUAAUUAUUAAUGCUAUGUGCAUACAUGUAUAUCUUAGACAGUAGUUUAAUGAUAUGUUGAGACUUAUAAUUUUUCUGCAUUUAAAGAGAUACAGUUAUGUCAUUAUUAUUAAAGGGAUGAGACUUUCAUUUAAAGUUAUAAAUGAUAAAACAUGUAUUGAUUGAAAAUGUCAUUAAACUUGGAUCAAGCAAUAUAAUUAAUAAAGUCUCAAAAAAUCAUAUUCUGAAUAGUUAUUCUAUUUUUUUCUAACAUGUGCAUAGUUUGAAAAGGACAGCUUCUGUCUUAUCUAUUUGUAAUGAAGGGACACCGGUUUCAACCUCCAGGUCUCUUGAGUCAACCCGACAACAGACUGUACAUAGAGUAGAUUGUUACUUGCCCUUGAAUAAAUUUGUGCACUAAAUUUAAAGUGGGUGAUUUGUGCCACAUGAAAACCAACAUAGUACAAAAAGUAACUGGGCGCCAGAUGAAAACAUGAAAAUACAAUCUACCACAAAGUGGUUUGUUUGUUGCAUUUUCAUGUUUUUGCCGGGUGCCCUUGAUGCAAAAUACAAAUCAGCCUUCAUAAAAUUUCUUAUGUUGGUCACAGGUUUGAGUUCUGGUCAAGCUCAAAGUUUUUCUCAUCCUGUGACUGCAUAUUAGCAUGAGUUCAAUUUCCUAUGCUCUGUAACAUAAGAAAUUCACGAACACAAAUCGAUAUAGUGGGGAAAUAUGUUGUGGUUUAGAACUGUUUCAUUAUUAGAAAGAAAAUGUGUAGCAGGCCGGAUAGCUCAGUUGGUCUUCUGAAAGUCAUGGGUUCGAGUCAUGGUCAGGCAGUUUCAGUCAGGGUUUAGAAGUGGUUUUUCAAUUGACACAUGUUUGAUUCAUUUAACAGAUUGCAUUAUUUGAAAUGGACAAAGGCAGUAUUGCAUGAUACUUUAAGAUCUACAAAGGGCAUUUGAUACAGUUGAACACACUAUACUGCACAUGAAAAAGUUUUUUUUCUCCUUCUUCAUGAAACUUUAAGCAUCUGCCAUAUAUAAUGACAUUCUUACAUGGUUUAAGUCUUAUCUCUGAUAGUAGCUGGUUGAUGUGGCUGGUACUCAUUCUACUAACUGCUCUGAGUACCUAUGCUGUCCCCCUGAUGUUCAUUUUAGGCCCUCUUUUAUGUCUAAUAUAUGUCAAUUACAUGUCUUCAACCCUAAGCAAUAAGCUUUUAUUAUAAUGCACAGGCACGAGUAUCAGACCUUGGAAGAAAAAAUAUGGCCAGAUUGAUAAAAAACCUGUGUUCAUCUUAAAAGUGUCAACAACCAAAAUAAAAUGUAAAUAAUGACCCCCUUUAAAAAUAUACUUCAAGUUGAUAGUAUAUUUUUAAAGGGGAUCAUUAUUUACAUUUUGUUUUUUUUUGUUUUUAUAAACACAGUUUUUUAUCAAUCUGGUCAUCUGGUCAUAUUUUUUCUUCCCAGGUCCGAUACUCGUGCCUGUGAUUAUAUGCUGAUGACUCAGGAAUCCUUGUGUCUCAUAAAAUAAAUCUGAAGAAAUUCUUUCUUAUAGCAUGAGUCUUAUAAGAUUGCUUAAUUGACUAUAAAUUGUCUUUGCAUCUUGGCAAGACAGAGUCUAUUCUUUUUUAGUUUAAGUUUCAACUUAAACUGGCCCUAGCCUCCAGGUCACAUGUAAUGGUACUGCUAUAAAGUACACAUCUUUUGUUAAGUAUUUAGGUGCAAAUCUGGAUCAAAUUCUUUUGGCGUCGCCCUUUGAUGCUUUGCAUCAAUGCUUUUCUUGUUCUGUACUUGUUAUACAACAUGUUGUUGACAAGUAUCACUCUCCAGAUAUAUAAAAACACAGCGAUUAAACUGCGUUAGUGGUACUCGAAUUGUUAUGAAUUUUCGAAAUUCAGAUUUAAAUACGUAUGCGUAAAAUGUCACCGUCUGGAGAGACUAAAUAAAACAAUUCAUAAUCAUAAUAACUUAACCCGGUAUCUGUGUAUGUAAUAUUCAACCUGAACUUUUCUUUUGUACUAAGAGUUUAAAUAUUUCACUAGCUCAGACCGUGGGAUCCCAUUGACAAAUCAUCGGUACUGAUAUUACAUAACACAUAAAUUUUUUGACCUAAAAGCAUAUCAUAGGUGUAAUUCAAAUCAUAUGUAUGCAAACUGUACAUAUUGUACAUACUACUUGCUGUAUAUUACUUGUCAUCUUGUUUAUGUACAAAAUGUAGAUAUAAUUGAUCCGGCUUUGUCUAGUUCUCUAUCCUGAAGAUUUUUUUUAUAAAUAUAUUUUAUUGUAGUACAAUAACGCAUUAUGAAAUAUUUGUUGUGUGAGUCUUGUUGGUGUAUCAAAUUUUACACUGAUAAAUUAUAGAUACUGACUUAUCUUGUUGGUAAAAAAGACAAUUAAUUAUAGACAUAUGUUAAAGUCUAUAAUUACCAACGACUUUAAUAGUGUACUAGUAUAUGUAUAUCUUUUGAAAGAAUAUCAUGACGUUAUGCUUUCGUUUUUUUGCGGACUCAUGCAUGGCGUCAACUCAGAACGGCGCUUUUAUAAAACUGAAAGUGAUAUAUAUUAUAUGUUUAUUGUGAUUUUGUCUCGAAAAAUAGUACAUUCUAUGACUAUGUCUUGUUGAUGUUAAUAGUGUAUGGUUGUAUUUUAUUUGCUGUCUUUGUAUUGUUGAUGCAAAUGGGUUAAUGCUGACACAAAUGAUUAUAAUGCCUAGUUCUUGCUGAUGUACAAUAUCAUAUACUGAUGCAUAUUUUUUAUGACAUACUUUAUGUAUGUACAAUAUCAUAUAUGUUUUUUGUACACUGGUAAAUAAUUUAUAAAGAUUUUGCCUUGUUGAUGUACAGUUCUAUAUACUGAUGUAUAAUUCAUGAUAACUUUUUCUUGUUGAUGUACACUAGUACAUACUGUACAUGACUUAUAAAAAUCUUGGCUUGUUGAUGUAUCCUAGAACAUGCUGAUCUAUUAUUUAUGAUGCUUAUAUUUGUUGAUGUACAAUUAUAUAUACUGAUGUAUAAUUAAUGAUUGCUUUGUCUUGUUGAUGUACACUAGUUCAUACCGAUCUAUAAUUUCAUAAAGAUUUUUUUGUUUUGUUGCUGUACACGAGUACAUGCUGAUUUAAUAUAUUAAACCUAUGUUUUAUAAGUACCAUAUCAUAUACUGAUGUAUAAUUUAUGAUAACCUUGUCUUGUUGAUGCACAUCAGUACAUACUGAUAUAUAAUUUAUCAAGAUAUUGUCUUAGUGAUGUAUGAUAGAACAUGCCGAUUUAUGUAUUAUUUAUAAUGCCUAUAUUGUGUUUAAGUACAAUUCAAUAUACUGAUGCUUUGUGA
Molecule: messenger RNA, 7317 nt
Organism: Ruditapes philippinarum (Manila clam)
Lineage: Eukaryota; Metazoa; Mollusca; Bivalvia; Venerida; Veneridae
Exons: 9
Coding region: 401-2134 (577 amino acids)
Source: RefSeq, a predicted model, not a curated record